GAAGCAAACAGAAAAGUAGAAAAGAAAAUGGUUGCUUUCUCUGACAAACAAGAGGCUCUGGUGAAUGGCGCAUAUGAAGCAUUCAAGGCAAACAUUCCCAAAUACAGUGUUGUCUUCUACACCACAAUACUGGAGAAAGCACCAGCAGCAAAGAACCUGUUCUCGUUUCUAGCUAACGGAGUUGAUGCCACUAAUCCUAAGCUCACGGGUCAUGCUGAAAAGCUUUUUGGAUUGGUGCGUGAUUCAGCUGCACAACUUAGAGCAAGUGGAGGAGUGGUGGCUGAUGCUGCACUUGGUGCUGUGCACUCUCAGAAAGCAGUGAACGAUGCUCAGUUUGUGGUGGUAAAAGAAGCUUUGGUCAAAACAUUGAAAGAAGCAGUUGGAGACAAAUGGAGUGAUGAACUGGGCACUGCUGUGGAACUAGCCUACGAUGAAUUGGCAGCAGCUAUUAAAAAAGCAUAUUAGGAUGCCCAUUAUUACUUGUAAUAAAUAAAUUUGUUU
This is a messenger RNA of Vigna unguiculata (cowpea), 501 nucleotides long. It is a transcript of the gene LBI, whose product is annotated as leghemoglobin-1. The record is from RefSeq and is a predicted model, not a curated record. NCBI's taxonomy places the organism in Eukaryota, Viridiplantae, Streptophyta, Magnoliopsida, Fabales, Fabaceae. Gene Ontology annotation, molecular function: heme binding; oxygen binding.